Molecule: messenger RNA, 423 nt
Organism: Didymodactylos carnosus
Lineage: Eukaryota; Metazoa; Rotifera; Eurotatoria; Philodinida; Philodinidae
Source: the annotation of a GenBank genome assembly
AUGCCGGCAAUGUGGGCCCGGUCAUUGUAUUUGCUAAAUUAAUCGAUAACGAAGGCCUGUGAUACAUCUUGAAGUAUAUAGGCUGAGAGAGCAAACAUUUCUGUACAAAAUCCGAUGUCAAAUAAUAGUUUAGCACUGAAGAUAACGCAAUGGCGUGCAAAUCUUUCACCAGAAAAACAAUUUUGGUCCCGGUACUACUCAAACAGAAGUCAUUUGUGGAAGAAUCAAAAGAACAUACUACGACCUUUCUCAAGGGCCUCGUCAGGUAGUUUCUUGCUAGAAAGGCAGAGCUGAGCCACGACAAGCAACACAACUCCGUCCAUGCCGUUUGACGGUGUUACUAUCUCUUGUUCUGAUCGAACAAAGAAUGAUAACUUUCGCAAGACAAGAAUGGAGCACGAUAUCACUGGUCACUCACUGCAC